Messenger RNA from Alternaria alternata, 351 nucleotides. RefSeq lists its product as hypothetical. The transcript has 2 exons. The coding region runs from base 1 to 351 and encodes 116 amino acids. The record is from RefSeq and is a predicted model, not a curated record. Lineage: Eukaryota; Fungi; Ascomycota; Dothideomycetes; Pleosporales; Pleosporaceae.
AUGGCCUCCAUGUCCGCUAAAACCAUCGCCGCCAGGAAUAUGAUCACCAGAACCAUGACGGCCUUCGCCAUGACCUCCAUCACCUUUCUUUUCGAGCAAAUCAAUGUCAACCUCUACUCAAGUCAGACGACAGCCAGAAUGCCUGUCCCCAUGCCUUCCACCACCUCACAAUCCACCCCAGCGACGCAGUCUUCAGCUGCUGCGCAGACGGCGCACAACGUACAGAAUGCGGCUACGCAAGCUCUAGCGAGCGCGACCCACAGUGAGAAAACCGAGCAGGAGAAGGAAGCCGAGCGACGAUACGAGGAGGCGAUGGAGGAGGAGUACGCUAAGAGGGAGGGUGGGGCUUAG